Megalopta genalis is the source of this 2604-nucleotide messenger RNA. Its product is annotated as membrane metallo-endopeptidase-like 1. The record is from RefSeq and is a predicted model, not a curated record. Gene Ontology annotation, cellular component: plasma membrane. Lineage: Eukaryota; Metazoa; Arthropoda; Insecta; Hymenoptera; Halictidae. Gene Ontology annotation, biological process: protein processing. Gene Ontology annotation, molecular function: metalloendopeptidase activity.
AGGAGCGCGGCUUCCAAGGAAUCAAUCGUCGCUCCCUGUACGCUCCAUUCCGGCCGGUUCGGUUCACGAAGCAUUUGUUCGCGAUCAAAUUAAUAAUCUCGCGCGUUAAAUUCGCCGUCGAGACGAAUUUCAUAAAGAAACACGCGCGCGCCGGAACUCGUCCGUUGGAAAAAGGACAGCCGGCGUGUUCGUUCGGUAGUUUUGGACAACUGGUUGCCGGAUCGGGUGCCUCAGUCCACGAUUUCGCUCCACCGGCAAGCAUGCGGCUCCUGUGGCUAAUAUGUCACCUAACAGUCGCGACCUCGUUCCCAAUACAGUUGCCGGUCACCAAAAUCUUCAGGAUACUGGAGGACACGGUGAACGACACGGAAUCGGUGCUCGAUCGCGACCACCAUGGGAAACGGGAGCACAGAGUUUGCGAGACGGUGUACUGCAACGAGAUCGCUAGGAAACUACUUCAAAGUAUGGACCCAACGGUGGAUCCUUGCGAGGAUUUUCACGAAUACAGUUGCGGUUCGUGGCAUAAACACAAUCCUAUACCGGAUAACGAAGUGGAAUGGUCCGAGGACCAGGUCAUCAUGGCAAAAACGUACAAACGUAUCAAAGAUGUCCUCGAGGAGCCAGAUAAAUCCACCGAUAUCCCGCCGGUUAAAAUGGCGAGGAAACUUUAUCGUUCUUGUAUGAACGUAGAUGCUAUCGAAAGAAGGGGUAUUAAGCCAAUUCAAGACAUCCUCGAUUCUACUGGUGGAUGGCCUAUGGCAAUGCCAUUGAAAGCAUGGAACUCUCACAAAUUCCCUUGGCAAAGGGUUGACAGGAAUCAUAUGGUAUUGAUCGGCAAUAGUGCUUUCUACAACAUCGAGUAUGAAGUUGAUCAAGAGGACACAAAACGAUACGUCCUGACGAUAGACCAGGACACAGAGUACCCUCUAUCGUCUAAGAAAGACGUGGUUAAAGUAUUCAACGACAAUGACACAUACGCGUUAGGCAUCUAUCGUAUAAUUCAAAUUUUUGCACGGGACAAAGGAUAUCACGUGCACCAGAAUCAAAUAAUAAACGACGUAGCGGAAAUGGUGUCCUUCGAGAUCGAUUUGCUAAAUAUUAUCGAAACGGAUAAAGAAUCACACGCAGCCGAGGACGACUACAAAAGAAUGACUAUCGACGAGCUGCAAAAAUGGUACAACAGUUCUGGCGUGAAAUCUCCUACGGCUAGAAUCAACUUCUUGGAAGAGAUGCAAUACGUGUUCAAGUGGGCUAACAUUAGCAUAACCGCGGACGAACCGAUUGUGGCGUACAACCCGGUAUUCCUUCAUAAAUUGGCGAGGCUACUUGGAAACACUUCGCAACGUGUGCUUGUGAACUACGUCCAGUGGAACAUGGUCAACAAAUUCUUAUCGUACACCACGCAAGAGAUGAGGAGCAUUGCCUUCAAUAUGUCCUAUUCGUCGUACAAUAUUUCGAACUAUAUGCCAAGGUGGGAAGUCUGCAUAAUCAAUAUGCAAAUGCAAAAUGCGGUGUCGUAUUUAUUUGUGAAAAAGUACAUUACAAACAGCGUCAUCGACAAGCUGAAGGAAAUGGUUCUCCGAAUAAGAGAGGAGUUAGGUGAUCGCAUAAUGCGUGCUCGUUGGCUGUCGGAAUCGGUGAAGAACUCUCUUCACCGCAAAUUAUACUCGGUUGUAACACAAAUCGGUUAUCCGGAAUGGUAUAAGGACGAUCAAGCCGUAAUUGAAUUUUACGAAGGGCUGAAAAUAAGUACCGACUAUUUUCAAAAUCUGUUAAAUUGCGCCGCACACGAAUUAAUAAGGGGUCUAAAAGAAUUUAGAGGGAUCGUCGUUAGAACCGAAUGGAUGGAUUAUCCUAUAACUGUGAAUGCAUUUUAUACCCAAACACUUAACGCAAUCAUUAUACCAGCAGCCGAAGUGCAGGAACCUUAUUUCACACCACUUUUACCGGACGCGAUCAAUUAUGCAGCCACUGGUUUCGUUAUCGGCCACGAGUUGUCCCAUAGUUUCGAUAACGAAGGAAUAAAAUUUGAUGUGGAUGGCUAUAAGUCCGGCUGGAUUUCACAGGAUGUUAUGGAUGAAUACGAGGAACGUGCAACAUGCUUUGUAAAUCAAUUUAGUAAUUACACUCUCAAUGUCACAGAUGAAGAGGGAAACUACUUGCAGCUGGACGGUGAGCUUACAGAGAAUGAAAAUUUGGCAGACUCGGUAGGCGCUCACGUAGCUUACUCAGCCUACAAGAGACUGGCAGAACACAAAUCGGAAAUGAAACUACCCGGAUUAGAACAUUUAACCGACGACCAAUUAUUCUUUUUAGAAUUCGCAAACGCCUGGUGUCAUUACGUGAGGCCAGAAUACGAAGCAGACAUAGUCAACAGUGAUGAACAUAGUCCUCCAAGAUAUCGAAUUAUUGGAUCUCUCUCGAACAUGGCCGCCUUCUCUGAAGCUUUCCAAUGUAAGCGAAACAGUCCCAUGAACCCACGACAUAAAUGUAACUUAUGGAAUUAAUUAGGCAACUGAACGAAAUGUUACUUAAUUUUGUACGAAUUUUCUAUUUGACGUAGAUAGAUCUACAAUAAUUCAAAAUAAAAUACAUGUAAAUAGA